UCUUUCAAACCCCCCCCUCUAUAAAUAAUAAUUGCAUUCUCAUCAUUCCAUUCAUCCAUCCAUCUUCUGCGCUUUGUUUUUUUGUUUGUGAACAACAUGCAUUACCAAACCACGCCAUCUUGGGGGUGCUAUAUGGCCACCACCGCCGCCGUCGAGGAUCCGGUCGAGCGGAUAGAGCGGUUGGCAGCCGAGAACGCGGUGGUCAUAUUCAGCAUUAGUACGUGUUGCAUGUGUCAUGCUAUAAAGCGGCUGUUUUGUGGGAUGGGAGUGAAUCCAACAGUGCACGAGCUGGACGAGGACCCCAGAGGUGGGGAGAUGGAGAAGGCCUUGAUGACGCUCUUGGGAACCUCCUCUGCCGUCCCCGUCGUGUUUAUUGGUGGUAAGCUGGUGGGCGCCAUGGAUAGAGUCAUGGCCUCCCACAUCAGUGGCACCCUCGUCCCUCUCCUUAAAGACGCCGGAGCUCUCUGGCUUUGACUCCAUUCGUCUCUGCUUCUUUUCUUUAAAGUUUUACAGAGGAAGAGGAGGGUUGAGUGUUCUUUUUUUCUUUUCUUUUUUUUCUUUUUCUGGGUUUGAUUUGUCAGUCCCCACUACUUUGGACAUACUAAUUAUUCAACUAAUUAUUAAUGUUCACUUUCUUCCCAUCAUUUCCUUUGAUCAGACAGGAAUGUAAUCGCUGUUAUCUCCCUCCUCUGUAUUUGCUCAGUAUUUAAUCAACACAUUUUUACUCCUCUUUAAUUGUUUUCUCCAUUUACCCUACAAACACUUCUUUUC
Messenger RNA from Cucurbita moschata (crookneck pumpkin), 771 nucleotides. Its product is annotated as glutaredoxin-C1. Gene Ontology annotation, biological process: anther development; negative regulation of DNA-templated transcription. Bases 97 to 474 code for a protein of 125 amino acids. Lineage: Eukaryota; Viridiplantae; Streptophyta; Magnoliopsida; Cucurbitales; Cucurbitaceae. Gene Ontology annotation, cellular component: cytoplasm; nucleus. The transcript has a single exon. The record is from RefSeq and is a predicted model, not a curated record.